AUGGCAGCCAGGGGAAUCACGCGCGUGACCCUCUUCAAGGUGCCCAAAGAGGGAGACCAGAAGACGUUUCUGGAUUUCUACGGAAAGAUGAAGUCUAAAGCCCUCAAGGACGGCAAACCGUACAUCCUGUCUGUCGAGGCUGGUCUGCCCUUCGAGGACAAGCGCGCCCAAGGGUACACCGUUUCAGUCAUCACGAAGUUCGCCUCCAAGGCCGACUUUGACUAUUACGACACGGAAUGCGCAGCACACGCCGAGUUGAAGGAGUUCGCGAAAACCGCCCACGAAGGCGUUAUGAUGGUCUUCUUUGAGAACGCACUCGCGUGA
This is a messenger RNA of Thyridium curvatum, 324 nucleotides long. RefSeq lists its product as uncharacterized. Bases 1 to 324 code for a protein of 107 amino acids. The record is from RefSeq and is a predicted model, not a curated record. The transcript has 2 exons. Lineage: Eukaryota; Fungi; Ascomycota; Sordariomycetes; Thyridiales; Thyridiaceae.